Molecule: messenger RNA, 2033 nt
Organism: Macrobrachium nipponense
Lineage: Eukaryota; Metazoa; Arthropoda; Malacostraca; Decapoda; Palaemonidae
Product: LIM/homeobox protein Lhx5-like
Biological process (GO): regulation of transcription by RNA polymerase II; neuron differentiation
Cellular component (GO): nucleus
Molecular function (GO): DNA-binding transcription factor activity, RNA polymerase II-specific; RNA polymerase II transcription regulatory region sequence-specific DNA binding; zinc ion binding
Source: RefSeq, a predicted model, not a curated record
CGGCGACCAAUGAGUGGCGUCUCCGGCUGAUCUAUGGUACGGUGGGCGGGGCGUCGCGCCGGCCCCGCCUCCCUGCCGUAGCUUAGGCCGCCCCUCACACCUUCCCCAGUGUGUAUCUCGCUGUCCGUUGGGGAGGAACUGUAUAUCCGUGCGCUGCCGCGCUGCGCUAGCUCGCUCGCUCAGUCGCUCGCUCUAUAUAUAUCUUUUCUCUCUCUUUAUCUCUCGCGACGAGAACUCCACGCGGAAAAACGAAGUGGUCAGAGACACAGGCAAGAGGCGCCCUCUCGCUCGAAAAGGAGGAGGACGACUACUUUUUGGCUCUGGAGACUUUUGAGGGGGAAUUACGAAAAAAGAAAAAAAUUUAAGGAGGCAGUGAGCGUCGGGAGUAUCGAGCGCUCGAGAGAGAGACGAUAUCGCAAGAUGAUAGUGUGUUGUUCUGGGUGUCAGAAGCCCAUCACGGGCAAGUUCCUGGUGACGGUGCUCGAUAGGACGUGGCACGCCGAAUGUGUCCGUUGCUCCGACUGCGGAUGCUCUCUCACCGACAAGUGCUUCUCCAGGGAAGGCAAGCUCUUCUGUAAAAACGACUUCUUCAGGCGUUUCGGGACGAAGUGUUCGGGUUGCCUGCAGGGCAUCUCGCCCCAGGACCUGGUGAGGAAGGCCCGCGACCGCGUCUUCCACCUCAAAUGCUUCACCUGCUGCGUCUGCCGGAAGCAGCUCUCCACCGGGGAGGAACUGUACGUCCUCGAGGAGAACAAAUUCGUCUGCAAGCAGGACUACAUGAAUGGAAAGCUCCUCCAGUAAGGCCACCUUCUUGCAGUGGACCCUUACGUCAUGUCUGACGAAGAGGAAGACCUCGAAUCGAUGGACACAGGCGACACCUCCCUCACGUCCCCGGUGUCGGACUCGGCCGCCCUCCACGCCCCCAACACCCCCGCCACGCCCUCCACCCCUUCCGCCCCGCAGACGACGGACCUGGAGAAGGCCUCCAGCGUCAAUUCCAGAGACGAGGGCGACGAAGAUGACGAGGAACUCGACGGAGAUAAGAACGAUGACGAAAAGCCAAACGGAGACGAGAAGGGCGGCAACAAACGGCGGGGCCCGAGGACGACCAUCAAGGCCAAGCAGCUGGAGAUCCUGAAGAGCGCCUUCAACAAGACGCCCAAGCCCACGCGACACAUCCGGGAACAGCUGGCCAAGGAGACGGGUCUCCCCAUGCGGGUCAUACAGGUGUGGUUCCAAAACAAACGCAGUAAAGAACGGCGCAUGAAGCAGCUGUCUACGAUGGGCAUGCGCGCGCACCUAUUCGCAAACCCACGCAAAAUGCGAGACCUGCCCCUGGGUAUGGACGAUGGGUAUGGCUUCUUCCCUGGGUACAGCGGAUUCCCAGGACAACAGUUCCCAGGGUACUUCGGUCCACAGCAACCCAUGGGAUACCCUCACAUGGCCCCCGGAAUGGAGCAGCCCUUGCCCCCCGGUGGACCCAUGGGAGGCGCCGAAUUCCCCGGAAUGCCCCCUAUGACGGCCAUGAUGGGUGACGCCUUCCCCCCACACCCCCCCAUGACCUCACCAACUGAAGACGUGGCAGUCCACGGCGGCCCUGGCGGGUUCAGUGAUCACCAGAGCUCGGAGAUUUUGGCGUGGUAACCUGGCGGAAGGAAGAAGCUCUCUCCCUCCGGAAUCUCGCCAAAAUAAAAAUAAAAAAUAAAAAAAAGAAAAAAAGCGCCACAAAACUCGCCAACCAAAGAUGCCGCCGCUGUUGCUUCUCGGUGUCGUCAUGUCCUUUGAGGGAAACCUUGACGUCAUUUUUUAAAACGUCAUAACUUCGUGACGUCAUAAAACCCCAUUCGUGACUUCACUAGAGUCAGGGCAAAAAAAAAAACUAAGAGGAUAUAUAUAUUAUUUUUGUCCAUCUUGCACUUUGUUUUUUUUUUUUUUUUUCAUUUGUAAGAAUUGUGAAGAUUAUAACUACUUUAAGGAACAAGGAAUCAAGACGAGAACAAACAGACAAACAAACAAACAAACAAACAAACAAA